UUUUCUUUCUUUGUGUUCUGAUUCCUUAGAUUGAUUUGUAUUAGAUUCUCACCCCUUCUGUCCUGUCCUCUCUUUUUGUGGUAGACGUCCUUUCCCUCAUUCUUUGUUUGUUCUGGGUGGUCGGUGUUUCUUAUCAGGAGUUUACUUUGUUUAAGCGGACCUCAUUUUCUCUCUCUUUCCCUUACCUACAUCAUUCAAACCUCCCCAUAAUUUGUCUGUUACGGAUACCCGCUCGAGAGCCAACGGGCAAUUCACUGCAUACUCCAUCGACGCUCUCACAUUUGUCCCUUGCUGUUCCCUGAAAUUGUGUCUCAGGGUUAGUGAAAGGGGCCCUCUCGUGUCAGUAUAUAGUCGAUCUGCGGAAUCUCCGAUCGUCCUGCAUUAUCUCUCUAUAUUCGAUUCGCGACACCAUGUCACCACGUGAGGCUGCGACACUUCCCUCCCGGCGACGUCCUUCGCUUUCCUUCAGACCUCGACCACGGACGGCUACCUCGUCGACCCAUCAAACAACCCGUGUAGAAAACGACGUAUGGGGUGGAGGGUCAGCUGUCGAUACAGCCGAUGAUGAGGGGCAGGUGUUGGAGGAAAUGAAUCAUUUCCCUGAGCCUGCUCCCAGGCGCCGAGAAGCGAGAAGCUUCUCAAGCCUACGUCAUCCUGUCGAUGGCUUGCGCGCCCUCGGCCGCCGCUUGUCGGUCACGAUCCGGAAUAAAUCUUCCAGGCAUUCGGCUCAUCACCACCAAGAUGACCUGGGCGACUUGAACCAUGAGCCGGAGUUUACGCCUAGAAAUAGGCAUUCAUGGUGCAAGGGUACCGGUGUCGAUCGCCGAUUGUCUCAUCACAGCGUAUCGGCACUGCACGGCUUUCAUGCACCAACGGCUCCUGUCCAUGAUCCGAUUCCAGGCAAUGGUUCGGAGCCCCCCGUUAUUUCGGACGAUAUCUAUGCAGGCGCAGCCGCUCGGGCGGCCGCUGCGGUCCAGAAUGAGCUGUUCAGGGCCGAGAGGGAUGGUGCAAAGUACUCCGACUCGGGACUGACGAGAGAUUCGGAGAGCGGUAUUGGUAUCGACCUGCGUGACCGCUCCGAGCUCUCUGACAUGGAUCUGGCCUUUUUGCGCUUAGAUCCGGUGACUCAUCUACCACCAGAGGUCAUGUCACAUAUCUUUACUUAUCUCGACCCCCAAUCUCUCAUGCAAUGCGAAUCGGUCUCUCGCGCGUGGAGUGAGCAGGCCUCCUCCCGGCAUAUCUGGAGACAUGUGUUCCGUCACACCUAUGGACAUAGUCGUCCUGUCGGCACCUCGAAGAAAAAACGAUCUGCUGGUUUAGGAAAAUCUCUCCCAGACCAGGACUGGAAGAGAAUGUUCCUUGUUCGCCGUGCGCUGGAGCAGCGAUGGAAGGAAGGCAAGGCUGCUGCUAUUUAUCUCCACGGACAUAAAGACAGCGUGUAUUGUGCACAAUUUGAUGAGUAUGUCAUUCGGCAAGUAAAUUAUUGUCAUCGACUAACCACCUACAGGGACAAAAUCAUUACGGGAUCCCGUGAUCGAACCAUCAGAGUGUGGGAUGCACAUUAUCCUUGGCCAUGCCGCAAGAUUAUCGGACCUCCUCCAGGAGAUAUCGCUGGUAUUGGGCCUGUUAAUAACAUGUCCCAGCAGUCAUCUGGGAAGCCACCUUUUCUAACAAUUUGCCCCCCACCGACGCUCUCCGCUGGGAUUACUACUCCGGUUGAACAAGCUUCAGAGUACCAUAGCGCAUCCAUCCUUUGCCUUCAAUUCGAUGACGAGAUCAUGGUCACGGGGUCAUCUGACUAUACCUGCAUUGUAUGGGACAUUCAGAAUGACUAUCAGCCUAUUCGGCGCCUAGAAGGCCAUCGGGCAGGUGUGCUGGAUGUGUGCUUUGAUGACCGUUAUAUCGUCUCUUGCUCGAAGGAUACCACCAUCUGUGUGUGGGAUCGACAUACUGGGGCUCUCCUUCAAAGGCUUGUGGGCCACCGGGGCCCUGUCAACGCAGUUCAGCUACGUGGCGAUUUAAUUGUCUCUGCGAGCGGAGACGGCGUCGCCAAAUUGUGGAACAUAACGUCUGGCCACUGUGUGAAGGAAUUCCACAGUAAAGAUCGCGGACUUGCAUGCGUUGAGUUUAGUGAAGAUGCCAGGACUAUCCUCACUGGUGGUAACGAUCAAGUUAUAUAUCAGUUUGAUGCAAACACCGGUGACAUGGUCAAUGAGCUGAAAGGUCAUGAAGGGCUAGUCCGGUCUCUGCACCUGGACAGUGCGGGACAGCGGAUCGUCAGCGGAAGUUAUGAUAUGAGCGUUAAGGUCUUUGACGCGCAGACCGGGGAGUUGUCGAUUGACCUACCAGGCUGGACCACCAGCUGGAUGUUGAGUGUGAAGUCGGACUAUCGACGCAUCCUGGCCACGAGCCAGGAUUCUCGAGCUGUCAUCAUGGACUUCGGCUAUGGACUAGAUGGCAUUGAAUUGCUAGAGGAAUAGAUGGGACACAACCCUAGACAUAUAUUUGCUCUUUAUGCUCCAUUACAGGAAAAGUUCCGGGUUUAGGGAGUUUAUACGGUUAAUCAUUUGGGAUUUCCGCUUGUGGCAACUUGCUUUAUACUGUUUGCACUUUUUUUGCGCCUUUUUGGAUAUAAUUCUUUGGGAUACACAUUGACUAGCGAUAGAGCGUUGAUACUUCAAAAGAAUUUUGCUUUGCUUUCUCA
Molecule: messenger RNA, 2704 nt
Organism: Aspergillus pseudotamarii
Lineage: Eukaryota; Fungi; Ascomycota; Eurotiomycetes; Eurotiales; Aspergillaceae
Product: F-box/WD repeat-containing protein
Exons: 1
Coding region: 411-2480 (689 amino acids)
Molecular function (GO): protein binding
Source: RefSeq, a predicted model, not a curated record